Molecule: messenger RNA, 1784 nt
Organism: Andrographis paniculata
Lineage: Eukaryota; Viridiplantae; Streptophyta; Magnoliopsida; Lamiales; Acanthaceae
Product: glutamate decarboxylase-like
Exons: 5
Coding region: 102-1607 (501 amino acids)
Biological process (GO): L-glutamate catabolic process
Cellular component (GO): cytosol
Molecular function (GO): pyridoxal phosphate binding; glutamate decarboxylase activity
Source: RefSeq, a predicted model, not a curated record
AUAUCAUCUCCCCUACAUUCAAAAACCAUUCAAUUCCAUCUUUUACAUAAAUACUUAUUACAAAAAAUAAUAAUAAAUAUUUAUAAUAUUACAGCAAUAUAAUGGUCCUGUCGAAGACAGCCUCUCAAACGGACGUCUCCGUCCACUCCACCUUCGCCUCCCGAUAUGUCCGAGACUCUCUUCCCAGGUUUAAGAUGCCGGAGAAUUCGAUUCCGAAGGAAGCGGCCUAUCAGAUAAUAAACGACGAGCUGAUGCUGGAUGGAAACCCCCGGCUGAACCUCGCCUCCUUCGUCACCACUUGGAUGGAGCCCGAGUGCGACAAGCUCAUCAUGGAUGCCAUCAAUAAGAACUACGUCGACAUGGAUGAGUAUCCUGUCACUACUGAAUUACAGAACCGGUGCGUGAACAUGAUCGCCCACCUCUUCAACGCGCCGCUGGGCGACGGCGAGGCGGCGGUCGGCGUCGGCACCGUCGGUUCAUCGGAGGCAAUAAUGCUCGCCGGCCUAGCCUUCAAGCGCAAAUGGCAGAACAAAAUGAAAUCCUUAGGAAAACCCUACGACAAGCCCAACAUCGUCACCGGCGCCAACGUCCAAGUCUGCUGGGAAAAAUUCGCCCGCUACUUCGAAGUCGAGCUCAAGGAAGUCCAUCUCCGGGAAGGCUACUACGUCAUGGACCCCCAAAAAGCCGUCGACAUGGUCGACCAAAACACCAUCUGCGUCGCCGCCAUCCUCGGCUCCACCCUCAACGGCGAGUUCGAAGACGUCAAAACCCUAAACGACCUUCUUCUCCAGAAAAACGCCCAAACUGGGUGGGAGACUCCGAUCCAUGUGGAUGCUGCAAGUGGGGGAUUUAUAGCUCCGUUUCUGUACCCUGAACUGGAGUGGGACUUCCGGCUGCCAUUGGUGAAGAGCAUAAAUGUCAGUGGGCAUAAGUACGGAUUAGUCUACGCCGGAAUCGGUUGGGUCAUUUGGAAGAGCAAACGCGACUUGCCGGAAGAACUCAUCUUCCAUAUCAAUUAUCUCGGCGCCGAUCAGCCCACUUUCACUCUCAAUUUCUCCAAAGGUUCGAGCCAGGUGAUUGCGCAGUACUAUCAGCUGAUCCGAUUAGGGCAGGAAGGGUACAGGAACGUGAUGGAGAACUGCCAGGAGAACGCCACGGUUCUGAGGUCCGGUUUAGAGCGAACCGGGCGGUUCAACAUCGUCUCGAAGGACAACGGCGUCCCGCUGGUGGCGUUCAGCCUCAAGGACCGUUCCCGCCACGACGAGUUCGAGGUGUCGGAGAUGCUCCGCCGGUUCGGCUGGAUCGUUCCGGCCUACACCAUGCCGGCCGACGCCGAGCACGUGACCGUCCUGCGCGUCGUCGUCAGGGAGGAUUUCUCACGGACGCUCGCCGAGCGCCUCGUCAUCGACGUCCAGAAGGUUCUACACGAGCUCGACUGCCUCCCUGCCAGGGUUACCCAGAAGCUCGCCGAGAACGGCGCCGGCGCCGGAAAACAGUGCCACGCGCCGGCCGUCGUGAAGAAGACGGCGAUUGAAGUGCAGCGGGAGAUAACGGCGGUUUGGAAGAAAUUCGUUGCUGAUAGGAAGAAGACUAACGGCGUUUGUUAGGGAUUGGGAAUAUGUUAUUAAUUAAUAUUAAUUUUAAUUAUAUAUUAAUUAAGAAUUGUGACUGAUUGUGUGAGUCGAUGAUAUAUGGGCGUAGUUGUUGAAAUUAAUAAUUUCUGAAGGAGUAAUUAUACGUGUAUUUGUAUUGUUUUUUUAGUUCUAUCGGAAUUUAUAUUUGAC